Molecule: messenger RNA, 965 nt
Organism: Mugil cephalus (flathead mullet)
Lineage: Eukaryota; Metazoa; Chordata; Actinopteri; Mugiliformes; Mugilidae
Gene: cmlc1
Product: cardiac myosin light chain-1
Exons: 1
Coding region: 99-707 (202 amino acids)
Cellular component (GO): myosin II complex
Molecular function (GO): calcium ion binding
Source: RefSeq, a predicted model, not a curated record
UGGAGGUGGCCCCUUGUACUUGGGAAUCACUUCCAGUCCAUCCAGAGUAUUGCUUGUUUCUCAGCAAGUAACAGCUCACCUCUGAAUUCUGCUGCAACAUGCCACCAAAGAAGAUUGAACCAAAGAAACCCGAGCCCAAAAAGCCGGAGCCCAAGAAAGAUGCAGCUCCAGCUGCCAAGCCAACUCCACCCCCUGAGCCGCUGCCUGAGCCACCAAAGGAGCCCGAUUUUGACCCAAAAAGCAUCACCCUUGAGUACACCGCUGACCAGAUUGAGGAGUUCAAGGAGGCCUUCACCUUGUUUGAUCGUACGCCAACUGGAGAAAUGAAGAUCACAUAUGCCCAGUGCGGGGAUGUGAUGCGAGCUCUGGGCCAGAACCCUACCAAUGCAGAUGUGCUGAAAGUCCUUGGAAAACCUCGACCAGAGGACAUGAGCACCAAAUUGGUGGACUUCGAGACCUUCCUGCCAAUGCUGCAACACAUCUCCCGUGCGAAAGAUCAAGGCAACUUUGAGGAUUUUGUUGAGGGGCUCAGGGUUUUUGACAAGGAAGGCAAUGGCACCAUCAUGGGAGCGGAGCUGCGUCACGUGCUGGCAACCCUGGGAGAGAGGAUGACAGAAGACGAGGUCGACAGACUGAUGGCUGGACAGGAGGAUGCCAAUGGAUGUAUCAAUUAUGCCUCCUUUGUAAAGCACAUUCUCUCUGGGUAAACAGGACAUUCAAUAGACAUAAAGACUUAAUUUUACAUCAGUUUUCUUCAUUUUCUGGAACCUUGCUGACAUUUGUCCAUUUAGUCUGACGUUAUUUUGAUGCAGUCCAAAUGUGUUCAACAUAAAGAGAUGCUGGCUGCAAAACCCAAUGAUCACUUCUUUUUCAUAAACAUUAUGAAAUUUAAUAAAAUACCAGUGAGAUAAUAUGAACAUCUAUUUAAAAAAACAAAGGUUUAAUAAAGAACAUAUGAUUACAAA